AUGGCAUCCCCGCGGCUGGAGACCUUCUGCUGUCCGAACAGAGACGCAGCGUCCGAGUUUGUGGUCACUUUUCAGCCCACCUUGUUCGGAGCUCUGAGUCUGGGCAGCGCCAGCCUCAGUUUCAUUUUUGCUAUUUUACAAAUUCUGCCAAAACGGAAAGGAUACAGACGACUGGGACAGUAUCCUCUGCCCAGACCUGCUUCUUCCUCCCGUAUCCUCCUCAUCGUCAGCAUAUGUGACAUACUGGGCUGUGCAGGCAUCAUUGUCAGGUCAUCUGUCUGGCUGGGCCUGCCAAACAUCAUUACAGAAAUCUCUGUAACAAACAACACUGAUGUCUGGCCGGAGGUCUUUUGUGUCGGCAGUGCGCUAUGGAUCCAGUUAUUUUUCAGCGCUUCUUUUUGGUGGACCUUUUGUUAUGCUGUGGAUGUCUUCUUGGUGGUGAAAACAUCUGCAGGAAUCAGCACCAUUAUCCUCUACCACAUGAUUACAUGGGGUCUGGCUGUGCUGCUGUGUGUUGAAGGAGUGGCCAUGCUCUACUACCCGUCCAUCUCUGAUUGUGAGCAAGGCCUGGAGCAUGCCAUCCCACACUACGUCACCACAUACGCCCCGAUGGUGCUCGUCCUUGUAGCCAACCCUAUCUUCUUUAACCGGACCAUAUCCGCAGUGACGUCUUUGCUGAAAGGAAGACAAGGAAUCUACACAGAAAAUGAGAGACGGCUGGCCAAUGAGAUCACGAUACGCUUCUUUAAAAUAAUGCUGGUGUUUUUCAUUUGCUGGGUGCCUAACAUCAUCAAUGAGUGCCUCCUCUUCUACCUGGAGGUGCAGGCAGACAUCAACGACAAUGGAUUCAGGAAUAUAAGGAAUGCAGCCCUCAUCACAUGGUUUAUCAUGGGCAUCCUGAACCCCAUGCAGGCUUUCCUCAACACCCUGGCCUUCCACGGCUGGACGGGCUUCGACGUGGACCUCAGCUUGCAGAGGAGGAGGGAGCUGGCCUGGGACUCUGUUUCCACCUCAGCGCCCAAUGCAGCAGGCCAUAAUCCCAUGGUGGGAACCACCCUGCUCUACCAGAGUCACAUCCAGGAAGCAAAGAAAAGCCUGAUGGGUAAUGGGCAGCACAACUCCGACGCCAUCAGUGUCCUCUCAGAAGGUUCAGAGUCUAGUACAGUUGAAAUCCACAUAUCCGGCGAGCUGCGAGACUAUGAGGAUGUAGACGCAGACGGAGAAUCCUUGGAGAACUCUGUGAAGCACUAGCUGAGGGGGGAUCAGCAGCCCGGCUCCCCUCUAUGUUUUCCUGUGUGACAUUGUUCUUUAGUCACUUUUUGUUCCACAUUGUCUCCUCUUAGCCUCUGUUUCCCCGAACAUUAAUGGGCCAUAAGAUUUCAUUAGCUGCUAAGACAGGAUCUAUGUAAUUCUUGAUUCAAAGCAUUUUUAUUUCUUCUUAAGCUUAAAUCUGUCUGCACUGCGGUGAAGCGUAGUGUUAGUUUACAUACCAUCAACUGUGCAGCAGCUUUUAGUAAUCAACAGAACAAAUGUGAUGUUUUCUUAUGAAUAACUCAGAGGCUGACAUUUAAAAGUGUGUGAAGGUAGCAGAUUCACUGUCAUAAAUAAGCUCCAGGAUUGUGUUACACAAAUAACGCUCCCAGUGCACAACAGAAGGUAAUACGGUCAGUGUAUUUUAACAUAUCAGAAAAUCAUAUCAUAAUCAUGA
Cheilinus undulatus (humphead wrasse) is the source of this 1708-nucleotide messenger RNA. It is a transcript of the gene gpr143, whose product is annotated as G protein-coupled receptor 143. Gene Ontology annotation, cellular component: melanosome membrane; plasma membrane. The coding region runs from base 1 to 1251 and encodes 416 amino acids. The record is from RefSeq and is a predicted model, not a curated record. Gene Ontology annotation, molecular function: L-tyrosine binding; L-DOPA receptor activity; dopamine binding. Gene Ontology annotation, biological process: G protein-coupled receptor signaling pathway; regulation of calcium-mediated signaling; melanosome organization. The transcript has 9 exons. NCBI's taxonomy places the organism in Eukaryota, Metazoa, Chordata, Actinopteri, Labriformes, Labridae.